CUGGAGUUAAAGCUCGUGCUCCUGCUGGAUGAAGCUCAUUCCACGUUUCAUGUAAACAUGUGUGAGAAAAAGCACGUCUGCUAAACGGGCUGCACUGUUUCACCCGAACUCAACUGAAGAACUGGAUUUAAUCUCUUGUGGAAAGGACAUAACGAUGGCUUCAGAAGUUUUAAAGUUGCUCGUCCUGGGAUGUGUUUCGUGUUUGGUCACUUUGACCGUCGGUGUAGCAGCUUCUGGAGGUGUGGAAACCUUGGUGGUGCCUGUCCGAGUUCCCAGUGUGCACUUGUCUCAGGAGGAGAUCCAAAGACUCCGCUUCAAACCCACCGUGGGAACUAUCCAGUGUUCGGAGGGUUCUGAGGUCACAUUCAACUGCUCAAUUGACCUCACCGACAUGGGACAGGACCUGAGUAUCCUGUGGUUCAAAGAUGGCAGAGAGAUAUAUGAUGGCACACAGACCACUGUGUCCAGCCAUGGAACAGUCAUUCUGCUGUCUAAGAUCAGUAUUAAGAGCGUUCAGAGAGCUGACACUGGAGAAUACCAGUGUAGACUGAGCGUCAGUAACAAAGUGAUCGAGUCAAAUCCCAUCAUUGUUGAGGUUGCUGGUUUACCGACUUUUACCAAACAGCCAAGCGAUGUAAACGUAACACGGAGCAGCUCUUUUACGUUGACCUGCGAAGCUGUGGGUCCCCCAAAUCCUGUCACAAUUAUUUGGCUUCUCAAAGGCCAGAAAUUAAACCAGACCAGUUCCUCUCCCAGCACCAUAACUAUCCAAGGUGUGGACUCGCCCACUCAGUACAGCUGUGAGGCUCACAACGCCAAAGGAGUCACGGUUUCCAGAGAGGCUCAGGUCAACAUUAAAGACAUUCCAGCCAAGGUGUCCAAAAUUACGGUGGAUAAGCGUGAAGCAAACAAACUCAUCUUAAGCUGGACUCCUGGACAUGAUGGCUUUUCUCCUCUCAGUAUCUGCCACAUCACAGUGAGAGAGCUGGACCGAAAGGGAAGCCCUACAAGGGUGAAUAGUAUGUCUGUCCCUCCAUUUUCCUACGAGAUCACUGACCUUAAAGCCAUGACCUGGUAUAACAUGAGUGUGUCCUGCACAAAUGAGAUUGGCCCCUCGCCACCCAGCUCCUGGGUCCAGAGCAACACUACUGAAGGAGUCCCUUCAGUGGCCCCUCAGAAUGUGACUGUUCAUGUAAACGUGUCCAUGCUGCUGGUACGAUGGGAAGCUCCUCCUCCUGACAAGAUAAACGGGAUCCUACAAGGAUAUGAUGUCCUUGUGGAUGAUGGGAUAUAUGUCAAUAAGAUUCGCAGUAUGUCUACAGAGGCAGCAGUGGCCAUGCAGGAGUUUAACACUACAUAUACUGUGGAAGUGAUGGCUUGCACUCAGGCUGGCUGUGGAGUUAAAAGCCCUCGUCAAUGGUUCUUCGUGCCAGCGAUUGAUAUGCCCCGGCCAUCUUCCAGUCCAGACACACAUGGUUCAGACUCUGUGUACAUUGUGUUUGGGGUUGUUUGUGCCAUCUGUCUUACGCUGUUUCUGAUUUUUGGAGCUCUAUGUCUGCGUAGCCGGAUAUUAGAGACUCGACUACAGAGGUUGCUUGGAAUUGGCGGGAAGCUUUCACCAAUCGUGGAGUACAGACCUCAGAGGUCCUACAAUCGAUCGGCAAUUGAAAUGACACUCACGAGCUUAGGUGUCAGUGAAGAACUUCAGACCAAACUUCAAGACGUGAUGAUUUUGAGAAGUCUGCUCGUCAUCGGAAAAGUUCUCGGAGAAGGGGAGUUUGGCUCAGUAAUGGCGGGCCAGAUAGACUGGCCUGAUGGAACGAGAGAAAAAGUCGCAGUGAAGACGAUGAAAUUGGAUAAUUUCUCACAGAGGGAGAUAGAAGAGUUUCUGACCGAAGCCGCCUGCAUGAAGGACUUUAAGCACCCUAAUGUAAUUCGACUACUGGGUGUAUGUUUAGAUGUGGGUCCAGGCCACUUCCCCAGGCCGAUGGUCAUCCUCCCCUUCAUGAGGUACGGAGACCUGCAUAGCUUUCUUCUUCGCUCCCGGCUUGGACACGAUCCAUUGUAUCUCCCAACACCUACUCUCGUGAGGUUUAUGAUUGACAUUGCUUCAGGAAUGGAAUACCUCAGCAGCAGAAAUUUCCUGCACAGGGACCUUGCAGCACGGAACUGCAUGUUACGAGAUGACAUGACCGUGUGUGUGGCAGACUUUGGCCUCUCCAAAAAGAUUUACAGUGGAGAUUAUUACAGACAGGGCAGGAUAGCCAAGAUGCCAGUCAAGUGGAUUGCUGUGGAAAGUCUGGCAGACCGAGUGUUCACCGUGAAAAGUGACGUGUGGGCAUUUGGUGUAACCAUGUGGGAGAUCGCAACUCGAGGCAUGACUCCAUACCCCGGGGUCCAGAACCAUGAGAUUUAUGACUACCUUUUGGAAGGUCACAGGCUGAAGCAGCCAAAUGACUGUUUGGAUGAACUGUAUAACAUCAUGUUAAGCUGUUGGUGUGCCGACCCUGUGGACCGGCCCGAUUUUACCAGUGUGAAGCAGAUGCUGAUGAAUCUGUCGGAGAAGCUUUCUGAAAAGAAGGACAUCAUUUACAUCAACACCACGGCCUCCGAGGAGGAAGACGGAGAGCAGCUGGCACUGGACAGCCCCGUCCUUACCUCCUCACCGUCCUGCAGCCGCCAGAUCGCAGACACGUCUGUAGUGACGGUAGACGUCCAUGAGAGCUCGACUGCGGAUGAGGACGACCGUUAUGUUAUCGUCGUCCCUUCAGAGGACGCUGGUGCAUUGGGACAGAGCAGCACUGUGGAUACUCCACUUUUAGCUGCAGCGAAUUUGGAGCAGGACACCGCUGACUCCUCUGGAGACGGAACAGGACUACAUCAGGCCUCUUGUGAUACGACACAUUUACUAUGAAGUACAAACUACAAACUGAACAGUUUUAGUCCAAGAACAUUUUCCUGUCUGAUCUCCUCCACUACAAACUGAUGUCUGAUUAUUGUUACUUAAUUGGAUGAAUAUAUAGAAAGAUCAAAUCUAGAAUGUGUGUAAAAAAGAUGUUUCUGUCAGUAUAUAUGGCCAGUUUAGUCAUUUGUGUAAGUUGUUUUUGUAUAUUGUCACAAAGCUGCUUUACAGAAAUCUGAGUCUAGCUAACGUUGAGUCGCACAAAAAAGAACCUUCAGGCUUUUUCCAAAGACUCGUACCUAUUGCACAGAACAGGGAUUUUAGCCUGUUAUUUAAGGGUUUGGAGGAUUUACUGCGAUUUCCAACUCAAAAAUAAUACCUUAACUUCUUCUUCUUCUUCUUCUUCUUCUUCUUAGCAGAAAUGUAAAUACAAUUAAAUCUGUAUAUUCCUGCUGUUGAAAAUAUGAUGUAUAUUGUAGAGGUUUUAAAAUGAUGUUGUAUGUAACUAUGUAAGCUAUGUGUAACAUGAGUGUCAGGAAUUAAUUGCGAAUAUAAAUAUUCUACUUGUAAUUAAAUUUAUAUUGGGACUGUG
This is a messenger RNA of Tachysurus vachellii, 3494 nucleotides long. RefSeq names its product c-mer proto-oncogene tyrosine kinase a (gene mertka). The record is from RefSeq and is a predicted model, not a curated record. The coding region runs from base 155 to 2914 and encodes 919 amino acids. Gene Ontology annotation, cellular component: signaling receptor complex. Gene Ontology annotation, molecular function: transmembrane receptor protein tyrosine kinase activity; ATP binding; protein binding. Gene Ontology annotation, biological process: cell migration; multicellular organism development; cell surface receptor protein tyrosine kinase signaling pathway. The transcript has 19 exons. Lineage: Eukaryota; Metazoa; Chordata; Actinopteri; Siluriformes; Bagridae.